This is a messenger RNA of Hymenoscyphus albidus, 1017 nucleotides long. NCBI's taxonomy places the organism in Eukaryota, Fungi, Ascomycota, Leotiomycetes, Helotiales, Helotiaceae. The record is from the annotation of a GenBank genome assembly.
UGAAUAACAAGCUAGAUACCAAAUAGCAAAUACCAAAGCAUUUAAGAAAGUGGACAUCCUCGUAAUCCACCCACCAAAACUACUCUCUCAAAACAACCUCGCGAACCAAACAUACGUACAAACAAACCUUUGAUAAUACACCAACUACCACACAAUCACGAGGAAAUAACUACAAUCAUGCUAGCGCUAACCAACUACACCCUCGCCGCCAUCGCAACAACAACCCUCGCCCUCCUCCUCGCAGCCGCCUACCUCUCCGGCGCCCUCGAUCCUGUCAUCAAAGAGGUGGGCAUCAUGUUCUUCAAGGCGAAGGCCGAGACGGAGGCGAAGAAGUUGCAGGCGCAGGGCUGGAAGCAAGGAGAGGAUUUUACGAAAGGUGUGUGUGUUACCACUCUCUUCAUUUUAUUUACUUUUUUUUUGCUCUUGUUUUACUUUUCGUGUUAUUGGGAAAGUUACCAGGUAACAUUACGAGUGUGGGUUGUUUGUGAGUGAUGUGAUGAGAGUUGUGAGGAAGGUGUGGUGUGGUGUGGUUGCGUGGUGAAUUGUGUGUUAGUGUGAUGGAUGAGUGCUGAUGUGUGUGAAUGGAUAGGUCAGCUCGAGGGUAAUAAACAGGCUGCUGAUGUUGCGGAGGGCUUUGGGAAGAUGGGUGCUGGAGUGGGGGGAUUGAAGGUUGGAUUGUAGAAGUUGGGAUGAAGAGUGUGCGGUCCCGGAUUGUGAGAUGAGAUGACAGGUCGUAAUGGGGAAGAAGAGACGAAAUGUACUCGUACGAAAUACGAAGGUUUGUUGGAGAUGGGAUGGAGACGUGGAACGUGAUUGCGGGGAAAUGGAAGAUUAUUUUAUUCUUCUUUCCCACGAGGCUUUGGCUUUGGCUUUGGCUUUGGCUUUGGGGCUUGGACUUGCGGCUUGACGAUGCGUAAUCUACUGUAUGCACCAGGAUAGGGGGUUGUGCAAAAAGGGGGUCGGUGGCUGGCGCCCUGGCUUGAUGAGGAAGGAAUCUGGUAGCCGCAUCAAUCGACG